AAAUAAAAUAUAAUAAUUUAUCAAAUUAAAUCAGUUUACAAGUUCUCUAAGUAAAACCCUUCUGCCUCUCGUCAAAAAAUAUAUAUCCACACCCAGGCUCUCGCCAAAAAAAAAAAAAAAAAACAAACACCGAAAGUAACAGAUGCAAGAGAGCGCAAAAUAAGGGCAGAGAGAGCUCCGUGGCUUGCAAUGGAUACCGUCGAUUCUUAGAUCUCUUAACCCUAGCCAUUUUUAUUUUUUAUCAUGUAUAGAUUCUCAAGAUUUUUUUUUCCGGAGAUGCUUUCUUGUUUUCUUUUUUUUUUCAAGAAUCUUGGUAGCCACUGAUCGGAGCUUCACUAUGCUUUACUUUUCGAAACUCUAUUGGCUUAAUUUUUUUUUGUCUGCAGUCUGAUCGAGCAUUGUUUCUAACGAAGAAAUCAACGUUUAGGUUUCAUUUGAUUCAGUUCUGGCUGGUUUUCUGAUUUUACCUGCAUUUCGCGUUCUAUUUCGUCGUGGUUGCUUUGCUGAUUGUUUCGCCUAACCAAACAUUGUAUCUGACGAAGAUAUCAACGUUUCUGUUCCGUUUGAUUCAGUUCUGGCUUGUUUCGAUCCGGUUUCCUCUUGAUUUUACCUGCAUUUCACGUUCUGUUUUGAAUUUUGGAGAAGCCUAGAAGUUGUCUGUUAGGGUUUCCAAGAAGAAAGGAAGAGGAUGGAAAUGAUGAAGUGUAUGUGAAAGCAGAGAAGGAGAUAGGAGAAACGAGGCGUGAUAAUGGACGAUAGAGGAGGUUCAUUUGUUGCUGUUAGGAGGAUUUCUCAAGGUCUCGAGCGGGGCAAUACCUGCCAUUCUACUUCUGCUGAGGUUGUGGCAGGAUCAACAGCAUGGUUGGGUCGAGGUCUUUCUUGUGUAUGUGCUCAGAGCAGAGAAAGUGAUGCUCGUCCAUCAUUUGAUUUAACUCCUUCCCAGGAGGAAUGCUUGCAGAGGCUGCAGAAUCGUAUAGAUAUUGCUUAUGAUAGUUCAAUCCCUGAACAUCAGGAAGCUUUAAGGGCCUUAUGGAAUGCUGCAUUUCCAGAAGAAGAACUACGUGGUUUAAUAUCUGAGCAGUGGAAGGAAAUGGGGUGGCAAGGGAAGGAUCCAUCUACGGAUUUUAGGGGUGGUGGUUUUAUAUCAUUGGAGAACCUGUUAUUCUUUGCUACAAAUUUUCCGAAAUCCUUCAAGGAUCUUCUUUGGAAGCUGGAAGGUGAUCGGUCUGUGUGGGAAUAUCCAUUUGCUGUUGCUGGUGUGAACAUCACCUUUAUGCUCAUUCAGAUGCUUGAUCUUGAAGCAGUGUCCUUCAAUUCUACAGUCAAACCAAGGACAAUGGUAGGAGCAGUUUUCUUAAAGUUCCUCUCAGAAAAUGAAUCAGCGUUUGACCUUCUCUACUGCAUCACAUUCAAGUUAAUGGACCAUCAGUGGCUAGCUAUGCGCGCAUCCUACAUGGACUUCAAUUGAUGAAAGCCACCCGUCGACAACUGGAAAGGGAGCUUCUACUUGAAGAUAUAACAAGGCUGGAGGAUCUGCCAUCAUACAGUCUUCUUACACGAUAAUGUUGCUUGCGGUUGAAAGAAUGUAAAUCAAGUCAUUUUGUGAUGACGAGAUGAGAGAUGCAUGCUAUGAAUUGGACAUACACGUCGUCUUACUUUUACCAUGUACCUUCUAAGCUUAGGCCGGAUAAAAUGUAUAUGUGCUUAUUUUCGAACAAUUGAUAUUGGUAUUGGUGGUGUUGGUAUUUGAUUUUAAGAAAUUGAGGAUUUCAGAUUUUUUUGUCUA
Messenger RNA from Gossypium raimondii (Peruvian cotton), 1786 nucleotides. RefSeq lists its product as uncharacterized. The record is from RefSeq and is a predicted model, not a curated record. The transcript has 11 exons. The coding region runs from base 749 to 1468 and encodes 239 amino acids. NCBI's taxonomy places the organism in Eukaryota, Viridiplantae, Streptophyta, Magnoliopsida, Malvales, Malvaceae.